UUAUCAUACUUGUUAUUUAUUACUCGUUGCCACCAUGAGUAACAAUCGUACAAUGACGAAAACCUUGGCACUCUACAGCCUUACAAUGGCCUUCUUUUUCCUAUCUGGUGCUUACUCUGCUAGAAUAACUUUCACAAACAACUGUCUAAAUACUGUUUGGCCAGGAACCCUAACUGCGGAUAACCAACCGCAAUUAUCUAAUACUGGAUUUGAGUUAUCAUCUAAAGCAUCCUUAUCAUUGGAUGCCCCACCUCUCUGGAAAGGUUGGUUUUGGGCCCGAACCGAAUGCUCUACCGACUGCUCUGGAAAGUUCACUUGUGCUACUGCUGAAUGUGGUACUGGUCAGGUUGCGUGUAAAGGUAAUGGUGCAAUCUCGCCAGUUUCUUUAGUGGAAAUCACCAUAGCAGCAGAUGGUGGACAGGAUUUUUACCACGUUAGCCUUGUAGAUGGGUUCAACUUGCCUAUUUCGGUAGCCACACAUGGUGGGUCUGGUUAUUGCAGGGCCUCGAGCUGUCCAACCAACGUGACCAUGGCAUGCCCAACAAAGCUUCAAAUGAAAGGGUCUGAUGGGAGAGUGCUUGCUUGUAAGAGUGCAUGCACUGCUUUCAAUAAGCCAAACUAUUGUUGCACUGGCACUUUUAAUACUCCACAAACAUGUCCACCUACAGACUAUUCUCGUCUAUUUAAGCAGCAGUGCCGUCAAGCUUAUAGCAAUGCUUAUGAUGAUCCAGACAGCACAUUUACCUGCUCUGGUAGACCUGAUUACCUUAUUACCUUCUGUCCAUGAAUUAAAGAGAGGAAUUAUGUGUUCCCUAUUCUCUAAUAGUAGCAGGAAACUAUUAAGUUUCAUUACAAAAGAAAAGAAACUAUAUUAAGUUUCAUGUAUUAAGGCACAUGUUAAAUAAAUGAAGGGAACAUGAAUAUAUAUAUAUAUAUAUAUAUAUAUUGUUUCUUUUGAUAAA
Quercus robur (English oak) is the source of this 962-nucleotide messenger RNA. RefSeq names its product thaumatin-like protein 1. The record is from RefSeq and is a predicted model, not a curated record. NCBI's taxonomy places the organism in Eukaryota, Viridiplantae, Streptophyta, Magnoliopsida, Fagales, Fagaceae. The transcript has 3 exons. Gene Ontology annotation, cellular component: extracellular region. Gene Ontology annotation, biological process: defense response. The coding region runs from base 35 to 787 and encodes 250 amino acids.